Messenger RNA from Baudoinia panamericana UAMH 10762, 2031 nucleotides. RefSeq lists its product as uncharacterized. The transcript has 2 exons. Gene Ontology annotation, cellular component: mitochondrion. NCBI's taxonomy places the organism in Eukaryota, Fungi, Ascomycota, Dothideomycetes, Mycosphaerellales, Teratosphaeriaceae. Bases 1 to 2031 code for a protein of 676 amino acids. Gene Ontology annotation, molecular function: zinc ion binding; oxidoreductase activity. Gene Ontology annotation, biological process: regulation of DNA-templated transcription. The record is from RefSeq and is a predicted model, not a curated record.
AUGCGCGGCAUUCAGGUCAAGCAAUACGUCUCCGGACCACUGGACCUCGCCGUAUCUGACCUUCCAGAGCCUACCCCAGGUCCAGACCAAUACACCAUUGCCAUCCAUGCCACGGCAACAAACUUCUUCGACCUCCUACAGAUUCGCGGGAAAUACCAACAUCAACCGCCCCUACCAUGGAUAUCCGGCAGCGAGUUCAGCGGUGUGAUUCUAGCAGUACCGUCAUCUGGCAAGUCACGGAAGUUUAAAGUGGGUGACAAGGUCUUCGGUGCGGCGCAAGGCGGUUAUGCGACCAAGGUCUGCGCUCGGGAAGAGCAGCUGAGACCCGUGCCGAAGGGGUGGUCCUGCUUCGAAGCGGCUGGUCUCUUCGUAACUAUGCCCACAUCUUAUGCUGGGUUGGUGACGCGGUGUAAUCUCAAAGCUGGCGACUGGGUGCUCGUGCAUGCUGCUGCGGGAGGCGUUGGCCUUGCAGCAGUACAGAUCGCGAAGGCGCUAGGCGCGACGGUUAUUGCAACGGCGGGAACAGCCCAUAAGCUUUCUAUCGCGAAGCGAUUUGGCGCAGACUACACAGUAGAUUACAGGGAUGACAGCUGGCCUCUACGCGUGAAGGAGCUGACGCCCAACAAGCGAGGGGUAGAUAUCGUCUACGAUCCGGUCGGACUGAUCGAUAAGAGCACAAAGUGCAUUGCGUGGAAUGGUCGGCUGUUGGUGAUUGGUUUCGCGGGGGGUCCGAUUGAGAAGAUGGCAACCAACAAGAUCUUACUCAAGAAUAUCAGUGUGGUGGGCUUGCAUUGGGGCGCAUAUGCGCUCAACGAGCCGCAGAAGAUAGGAGAGGUGUGGGAUGAUCUGUUCAAAUUGUUUGAGAGUAGGAAGGUUGUCGGGACGAACUAUACUGACAGGGAAUAUGUCGGCUUGGAAACCGUACCAGAGGCGCUGAAGGCUCUGGGUGAGCGGGACACUUGGGGCAAGGUCGUUGUCAAGUCUACCGAGCAUCAACAGGGCAAGCAUCUUGGCUCUCACAUUCUGAACCAGCACAUUGCGAACGUGACAAGGUUGCUAUGUCGACUGCCAAGCUGCUUGCUAUCCAUGCCUGGCCGACGAGCAGCGCACCGAAGCCGAGAAAUUGCCACUCGACGGCGGCGUCGUGAAACAGAGCAGAGUGGCAGUAGUUCAGUAGAUGUGUCCCCAAACGCCGAGGACGCCAUCGCAGAGGAUGAUCUGUGCCCAGUUUGCCGACUCCUACUCUUUCAACCAGUGACAACCGGUUGUAACCACAGUCUUUGCAGGACUUGUAUGGCACGAUGGGCAGAAGUUUCCAUUUCAGCACCGAUGACUAUCGUCCGGGUCGACGAAGAACCCCAGGACUUCGAUGCUGCUACUGGCCUUGAAGCGAGAUGUCCGAUGUGCCGUACCUACACCACGGCGUCCCUGGACCAUCCUCUAGCCGACAGGCUGCAAUCAACCUACCCGGCGGUGUACGGCGAGCGUGGCUCUGAAGAAGCCGAUGACGGUGAUCAACAUGACAGCAUUCAGACCAUCACCGUUUAUAUCGGUAACUCUCAUGAGCUCAUCCAGCCCGCGGAGCAGGAAAGCCACAAUAUACAUAGGUGGACGUUCUUUGUACGCCCAUCUCGGAAUGAUAUCAUCGAUGAAGUUCAAAUCUUUCUACAUCCUACUUUUAGGCCUUCACGUAUCAUCAGACAGCGUCCACCCUACGAGCUGAGCAGGAUCGGCUGGGGCUAUUUCACUAUCGUUGCAGGCGUUAUCCUAAAGCCUGGCUACAGCUGGGUUUCGUCCGAUGCGGAAGAUUCGCGUGAUGGCGCUCCAAAGGGUAUGCUACGGUUGGACUGGACUCUUGACUUCACGAGUUUCGGCGGGACAGGAGCUAAGGGCAGACACAGGCUCAAGGUCAAGAACGAACGUGGCUGGGCGGAUGUGGACGAGGAGGCGGAAAGGGACGAGGCAGAGUGGAGUCGGACGGUGAGGCAGAUACAGCGUGAUGGACGCUGGGAGCCGCCACCAGAGGACUAA